UUCAAUACGUUAAAAAUUUAAAAACAAAAAAUAAAAAAACAAACAGAGACACAGCGGUCACCGCCCCUCUAUUCCAGGCCGGCGGUUACCGCCCCUCUAUUCAAGGCCUCCGGCGACCUCCGACGGAGGGGUGGUGGCCGCCAGCGACGCCCUAAACCCCCCGAAGGAACAUUGGAAAGUGCAACUCGUCCCGGGGGACCGUCACGAGGAAGACCCACUUGAGCUUCGAGGAUGCCCGCGAGAAAGAAGUUGAAAUUUAAGAUAAAUUACUGGUACGGACAAAUUUUGAUCUUGGCAGCUGGGUCUUCCUUCUUCUCGAUAAUGAGAAGAAACUCAAUAGGUAAUCAAUGGAGGCAAUCCGGAAAGGAGGCCAGGAAGCUCAGAGAUCAGGUCGCCAAGCAACAGCAGUUCUUAUUUGCCCUUAAACCAGGAACUUCUGAGGCCUUCCUGCAUGCAGUAGCUGACAAGAACCAACUCAUUUGCUCAAAUGCUUCGUUGUUUGCAUUCUCGUGGGUAAAUGUUUUGCUAAAUGUCCUCCUAAUACACUCAGCUGGUGCAGUUGGCUUGAUAAUAGCCGAUUUCUUGAGCAUGUUCUUGAGGAUCGCGUGCUCUGGAGCAUUUAUCAGGCAAUAUUUCCAGGAACAGGAUCCUUUUCAUUUCGUAGGUGGUCCCCUUCGAGGCUUAUAUCCGAGAGAUUGUUCUUGGACAAGGAGAACUUCUUUCCGACUUUUCUAUUCAUCUCUCUGUUGGGUUGAUGUUCUUGUGCAUAUCAGCCUUUGUUAUGCAAAGUGUUUAUAGAAUUAUCUUUUGUGGUCUAGCAAGUUGGCAACAGUCAUGUACUAACAAAUCCCUUUUAUCCCCUGCUACAGCAGAUAUCGUCGUGAGAGGGCUUUCAUCAACAGAAUCAUCCGUUUCCGGGAUCAUGUGGACUGAUGAUUCAGAAUGUGAAGAUCGACCUCUUAAAAUGUGAGGAGAUUCUUUUGGUGCCUCCACGAAUAUCAUUGGAAGAUAAGCUGUUUGGGAUGCACUAGGACUAAGGUGUGAAGAUAGCAAUUCACUCCGUCUAUUUCAUCGGGAUAAGAGUGCUAUGCAGAAACUGAUUCACUAUGAAAAGUUCUCCAAAGUUGAGGUAAUGAGGUCAUUAGAUGAAAUUUUGCUACUGACUGGGUGAUUAGCAGCUUUAGUACAAAAGCAAUUCUUCCCUACAUAUUAUACAAGUAAACCACUUCAGAAACAACAGUGAAAAUCCAAGCCAA
Messenger RNA from Punica granatum (pomegranate), 1256 nucleotides. Lineage: Eukaryota; Viridiplantae; Streptophyta; Magnoliopsida; Myrtales; Lythraceae. The record is from RefSeq and is a predicted model, not a curated record.